CUCCUGCCGCCCCGGGAGCGGUGGCGGAGGGCGCGGGGCGCGCGGGCGGCGACCCGACCUUUCCUCUCUUCUCUCCCCCAACUCCCGCCUCUCCCUCCGCUCGCCCUCAGCCCCUCCUUCCGCACUCCGCUGCCUCCUCUCUCCUGACAGCUGCCCGGCACCUUCGGCAGGGAGUUUGGAGCCGCCCCGCCGCAGAGCCUACAGCCGGCCGAGCCCCCGCGCCGCCGCCAUCUCUGCCUCCGCCUGGGUGGGACCUGGGCCUCGAGGUCUCCUUCCUACUUUGGAAACUGAAGGGACUGCGACGGAAACCAGCGCACUUCUCUGAAGUAAGAUGAGUUGUCAAAAAUUCUGUGUGGCUUUGUUACAUUGGGAAUUUAUUUAUGUGAUAACUGCAUUUAACUUGGCAUAUCCAAUUACUCCCUGGAAAUUUAAGUUGUCUUGCAUGCCACCAAAUACAACAUAUGACUUCCUCUUGCCUGCUGGAAUCUCAAAGAACACUUCAAAUUUGAGUGGACAUUAUGAGGCAGUUGUUGAAACUAAACUUAAUUCAAGUGGUACCUACUUAUCUAACUUAUCAUCCAAAACAACUUUCCACUGUUGCUUUUGGAGCGAGGAAGAUAAAAACUGCUCUGUACAUGCAGACAACAUUGAAGGGAAGGCAUUUGUUUCAACAGUAAAUUCUUUAGUUUUUCAACAAAUAGGUGCAAACUGGAACAUACAGUGCUGGAUGAAAGAGGACUUGAAAUUAUUCAUCUGCUAUAUGGAGUCAUUAUUUAAGAGUCCUUUCAAGAAUUAUGACCUUAAGGUCCAUCUUUUAUAUCUUCUGCUUGAAGUAUUAGAAGAGUCACUGCUGCUCCCCCAGAAAAGCAGUUUUCAGAUUGUUCAGUGCAACUGCAGUGUUCAUGAAUGUUGUGAAUGUCACGUGCCGGUGCCAACAGUCAAAAUCAAUUACACCCUUCUUAUGUAUUUGAAAAUCACAUCUGGUGGAGUAAUUUUUCACUCACCUCCAAUGUCAGUUCAGCCCAUUAAUGUUGUGAAGCCUGAUCCACCAUUAGGUUUGUGUAUGAAAAUCACAGAUACUGGUAAUUUAAAGAUUUCUUGGUCCAGCCCAACAUUGGUACCAUUUCAACUUCAAUAUCAAGUGAAAUAUUCAGAGAAUUCUACAAAAAAUAUGAGAAAAGCUGAUGAGAUUGUCUCAGCUACAUCUCUGCUAGUAGACAGUGUGCUUCCUGGGUCUUCAUAUGAGUUUCAGGUGAGGAGCAAGAGACUGGAUGGCCCAGGAAUUUGGAGUGACUGGAGCACCCCCCUUACCUUUACCAUACAAGAUGUCAUAUACUUUCCACCUAAAAUUCUGACAACUGUUGGGUCUAACGUUUCUUUUCACUGCAUCUAUAAAAAUGAAAACAAGAUAGUUUCCUCAAAAAAGAUUGUUUGGUGGAUGAAUUUAGCUGAGAAAAUUCCCCAAAGCCAGUAUGAUGUUGUGGGUGACCAUGUUAGCAAAGUUACUUUUCCUAAUUUGAAUGCAACCAAACCCCGAGGAAAGUUCACCUAUGACGCAGUGUACUGCUGCAAUGAGCAUGAGUGCCACCAUCGCUAUGCUGAGUUAUAUGUGAUUGAUGUCAAUAUCAAUAUAUCAUGUGAAACUGAUGGGUACUUAACUAAAAUGACUUGCAGAUGGUCACCCAGUGCAAUCCAAUCACUUGUGGGAAGCACUUUGCAGUUGAGGUAUCAUAGGAGCAGCCUUUACUGUUCUGAUGUUCCAUCUAUACAUCCCAUAUCUGAACCCAAAGAUUGCCACUUGCAGAGAGAUGGUUUUUAUGAAUGCCUAUUUCAGCCUAUCUUCCUAUUAUCUGGCUAUACAAUGUGGAUUAGAAUUAAUCACUCCUUGGGUUCACUGGACUCUCCACCAACAUGUGUCAUUCCUGAUUCCGUGGUGAAACCACUGCCUCCAUCUAGUGUGAAAGCAGAAAUUACUGUAAAAAUUGGAUUAUUGAAAAUAUCUUGGGAGAAGCCAGUCUUUCCAGAGAAUAAUCUUCAGUUCCAGAUUCGCUAUGGUUUAAGUGGAAAAGAAGUACAAUGGAAGGUAUUUGAGGUGUAUGAUGCAAAAUUAAAAUCUGCCAGUUUCCCGGUGCCAGACCUGUGUGCCGUCUAUGCCAUCCAGGUGCGCUGUAAGAGGCUAGAUGGACUGGGAUAUUGGAGUAAUUGGAGUACUCCAGCCUACACAGUUGUCACGGAUAUAAAAGUUCCUAUCAGAGGACCUGAAUUUUGGAGAAUAACUAAUGAAGACAACACUAAAAAAGAGAGAAAUGUCACGUUGCUUUGGAAGCCCCUGAUGAAAAAUGACUCGUUGUGCAGUGUGAGAAGAUACGUGGUGAAACAUCAUACUUCCCUCAAUGGAACAUGGUCAGAAGAUGUAGGAAAUCACACUAAAUUCACUUUCCUUUGGACAGAGCAAGCACACUCCGUUACCGUUCUGGCCAUCAAUUCAAUUGGUGCUUCUUCUGCAAAUUUUAAUUUAACAUUCUCAUGGCCCAUGAGCAAAGUAAAUAUCGUGCAGUCACUCAGUGCUUAUCCUUUAAACAGCAGUUGUGUAAUUCUUUCCUGGAUGCUAUCACCCAGUGAUUACAAUCUGAUGUAUUUUAUUCUUGAGUGGAAAAUUCUUCAUGAAGACAAUGAAAUUAAAUGGCUUAGAAUCCCUUCCUCUGUUAAGAAGUAUUAUGUCCACGAUCAUUUUAUCCCCAUUGAGAAGUAUCAGUUCAGUCUUUACCCAAUAUUUAUGGAGGGAGUGGGGAAACCGAAGAUAAUUGAUAAUUUCACCCAAGAUGAUGAAAAACACCAGCAUGAUGCAGGUCUAUAUGUAAUUGUGCCAAUAAUUAUUUCCUCUUCCAUCUUAUUGCUUGGAACAUUGUUAAUAUCACACCAAAGGAUGAAAAAGCUGUUUUGGGAAGAUGUUCCAAACCCCAAGAAUUGUUCCUGGGCACAAGGACUUAAUUUUCAGAAGCCCCGUGGAUUUUUGCAUCUAUAUUCAUCAGUGAUAUUGGCCUAGGCACAGGCCUGUCACCCGGCCAGAGCACCAAGACCCUUAGAAGUUACACCAGAAACAUUUGAGCAUCUUUUUAUCAAGCAUACAGAAUCAGUGACAUUUGGUCCUCUUCUUUUGGAGCCUGAAACCAUUUCAGAAGAUAUCAGUGUUGAUACAUCAUGGAAAAAUAAAGAUGAGAUGGUGCCACCAACUACAGUCUCUCUACUUUUGAUGACUCGGGAUCUUGAAAAGGGUUCUCUUUGUAUUAGUGACCAAUGCAGCAGUGCUCACUUCUCUGAGGUUGAGAGCACAGAGAUAACCUGUGAGGAGGAAAGCAGGAGACAACCCUCUGUUAAAUAUGCCACCCUGCUCAGCAACCCUAAGUCAGGUGAAACUGAGGAAGAGCAAGGGCUUGUAAAUAGCUCAGUCAGCAAAUGCUUCUCUAGCAAAAAUUCUCUACCUAAGGAUUCUUUCUGUAAUAACUCAUGGGAGAUAGAAACCCAGGCAUUUUUUAUAUUAUCAGAUCAGCAUCCCAAUAUAAUUUCACCACACCUUGCAUUCUCAGGAGGAUUGGAUGAACUUUUGAAACUCGAGGGAAAUUUCCCUGAAGAAAAUAAUGACGAAAGGUCUGUCUAUUAUUUAGGAGUCACUUCAAUCAAAAAGAGAGAGAGUGAUGUGCUUUUGACUGAUGAGUCAAGAGUGUUGUCCCCAUUCCCAUCCCACUGUUUAUUCACUGACAUCAGAAUCCUCCAGGACAGUUGCUCACACCUUGUAGAAAAUAACUUCAAUUUAGGAACUUCUGGUCAGAAGACUUUUGUAUCUUACAUGCCUCAAUUUCAGACUUGUUCUACUCAGACUCAGAAAAUAGUGGAAAACAAGAUGUGUGACCUAACUGUCUAA
Balaenoptera ricei (Rice's whale) is the source of this 3922-nucleotide messenger RNA. RefSeq names its product leptin receptor (gene LEPR). Gene Ontology annotation, molecular function: protein binding; cytokine receptor activity. The record is from RefSeq and is a predicted model, not a curated record. Gene Ontology annotation, biological process: cytokine-mediated signaling pathway. NCBI's taxonomy places the organism in Eukaryota, Metazoa, Chordata, Mammalia, Artiodactyla, Balaenopteridae. Gene Ontology annotation, cellular component: membrane; external side of plasma membrane. The transcript is spliced from 23 exons.